UUAAAAUAAGCCUAGUUAAACUCCACAGUGAGGUAAACUGACUCACCCAAACUGUCAGAAAUUCAUGAGUGUAAACACAAACCGUGAUUGCGUCCACUGUUUACAGAAGUCAUAUAUCUGAAUUCUUAGUUGUGAUGCUCCUCCCAUGCUAACGUACACACUUUUUCGAAGUCAAUCACUUCAGAUGUUUUUCUUUUCUGUGCUUGAGAGUUCUGUUUUUCUCAGCUUCCACAAAAGGGAAGUGAGUUUUGCUGAGGCAGGUUUUCUAGCUCAGUGGUUAGAUGUAUAGCAGACUCGAGUGGACAGAGAGGGAAUCAUGAACGCUACGGCUUAUUUUCAGGAGGAUGAGGAGACCGAGCUAGGCUUGGUGGGGGCCUGUGUGAUCCUGGGGGUGUGUUUCCUGGUGGGCACACCUGGGAACCUGCUGGUGGUGUGGACCAUCUUGAAGCAUGUGAAGCAGCGUUCACAUACGGUGCGUCUCAUCCUCCACCUGGCAGUCGCAGAUCUUCUGGUGCUGGUCACUCUGCCGCUGUGGAUCUACUCGCUGGCCCGUUCCUGGGUGUUUGGAGAGGCUGCCUGCAAAGCCAUGGUGUACAUCAUCAAUGCCUGUAUGUACAGCAGCGUCUUCAUCAUCACCGUCAUGAGUGUGGAGCGCUUCAUGGCUGUCAGAUACCCUUUUGCCUCAGUCGGCUGGAGAAGGAGACAAACACUAAACAAGGUACUUCUAAUGAUAUGGAUGGCUUCAUUUCUCCUCAGUAUUCCCGUCAUUCUAACUCACACUUUGGGAGAAGUUCAAGGACAAAAUCAAUGUCUGUUCAGGAAGUAUGAGACUGUUGCCCAGGAGGCUGUGUUGCUCAUUUUAGAGUCUCUUAUAGGCUUUGUCAUCCCGUUUUUCACUCUGUUGGUCUGUUACGGCUGCCUCUUCAGUCGCAUAGUGCAGAUGAACUUCAAGUCCAAGAGUAAAUCGACGGUUCUCAUCUGCAGUGUGGUGGUGAUGUUCGCUUUCUGCUGGAUUCCUCAUCAUGUGGGGAACCUUCUUUCCCUCAUCUCACUCGCUCUCAAGCAUUCAAACCCUGACAUGGCGGAAAGUUUGGAGGACGCCCGCACCACAAUGACCAUUAUAGCAGGAGCCCUGGUGUUCAUCAGUAGCUCAGUCAAUCCAGUGCUUUAUGUGUUUGCCGCACGUACCUUCCGCAGCUCGCUCCUGGAAACUGGAAUACAGAAACUCUUCCAGCAUCUGUCCAGUGCAGUGUCAGGUGAAGGGAAUAAAGAGUUAUCAUUUGUGUCCAAAAGGCAGAGUUCACACACCACCAACUCACAGUGUCUCACGGACUCAAAAGUGCUUGUAGAUGUGGCUAUGGAAUCAUGCAUCAGUACCUCAGACUGACUCUGUAAAAAGCUUUAAAGCCAGGAACUCAAUAACAAUAAUAACCAUUACAACUGUUAUUUCUGCAAAAAGAGUGCUUGAAGUAGUUUUUAUGUAAUUUUGUUUUUCAGAAUUGCAUUCAUUUCUUAAGUAAAAUAUUUGUUUGUGCCUUGUUCUUUGUGUUCUAAGUAUAUUUUAAUACUCACUAAGAUGUUAUCUUAAAUUGCAACUACAUAUUCUAUGAUGAAACCACUUUUAUAUGUGAUAUAACUCAAAUGCCUUUAUAGCAAAUAUUUCUGUCUGUUUACAAUCAAAUUCCCAUGGUAUCUUAUGUAAACAGACUGUCUUUAGUCUUACAUCUUCUCAGCAUUAUGAUUUCAACAGCUUCCUUCUCCUUGCAACGUGUGUUUUUGUGAUUCUUGUAACAGAGUGAAAGAGGAAGUGGGCAUUAAACUGAACAGAUGUCCGUCUGGAAGAUGAUUCCACUGUAAUGUCAUUCUUUUCUAUAAUGCUCGUUUCAUAUGAAAAAUAAACAGCUGUUUUUUGUUUUGUUUUUUCAAUCCUAAACAUAAAUUAUCAUGCAUAGGUCCACUGUCUAAAGCAAAAGAAAAACUCAGCAGGCUGUUUCUAUGUCUGUGAAAUCUUUUGUGGCACUUUUCAGUGAUAUACCUUUAUUAACUGAAUUCAAAUAAUAAAUACAUUUAUUGAAUUUUUGACAUGCAAAAUUUGUACCUAAAGGCUAGAAUACAUUACACAACAUUUGUACAUUUUUUUGCCCUGAUCAGCACUCUGAAUGAGUCAGCUCUAGUUGGCCAAAGUCAGAUCAAGUCUGCAGAUUUGGUCAGUCAGAGUUGACAGAUUUCACAGAUAAUUGCAUAGUGUAGGAUGGGCACAGGCUCUGAUUUUUAAGCUUCAGACUGUGAUCAAAUCCAGUCCAUGUUUGAUAUUGUGAGCCGAUUUUAGAACACAUUGUUUUCAUUUACUUCAACUGUCUCUUAGCAACGAGGCGUAUGUUUCUGUGUGAGUUUAAAGCCUAGUAGUGUGUUAUCUUCAGUUGUUUAGUGUAUAAUGCCCAGUUUUUCUUUGUGAUCAUUUACAAAGGUGACAAGUGUCUGAUGCCCAGUGUUUUCAAAUCAGUUCAGAUGUUAAAAGUCACGUAUUCCAGAGUGGUGACAUGACAUUUCUCAUGUCGUGACCUGUGGUUCUAUUUCUAUCUCGCUUUUUAAACACAUAUUUCAUGAUGAAAUUAUCAGCUGACCAUUGCUCAAGAUGAAACCAGAGAAAAGGAGAGAUGUGCCUGACUUCCUGAGUCUGGAAGAGGAAUGGGACACUGAAUCGUCACCUAAGUAUGGCACGCAAUGGAAUAGUGAGAGGACUGCAGACAAACAGUCUCUGUCUGGCUUUUUGUCCGAUUUCAUUACUGACACAGGCACACAAGAGCACUGAAUCAUGGAAACAAAACUCAGAUCUCAGUACAGUUGUAUUUAAGGUAGCCUAUAUGUAUGGAGACCAGGACAGGUUUGAGCUCCUAAAUUUAUUUUUAACCGUGCCAUGCUAUGUCAUAGUGCCAUGUAUUUUUUUCUUUUGCCCAAUAUAACUGUAAAACCGAAACCUGUUACCUAUAAUUGUAUUUUCCUUUAAAAAAAAUAGCUGAACUGAAUAAACACUCAAAAGCAUUA
This is a messenger RNA of Cyprinus carpio (common carp), 3045 nucleotides long. Its product is annotated as leukotriene B4 receptor 1. Gene Ontology annotation, biological process: G protein-coupled receptor signaling pathway. Lineage: Eukaryota; Metazoa; Chordata; Actinopteri; Cypriniformes; Cyprinidae. The record is from RefSeq and is a predicted model, not a curated record. Gene Ontology annotation, cellular component: membrane. Gene Ontology annotation, molecular function: G protein-coupled receptor activity.